Molecule: messenger RNA, 787 nt
Organism: Sorex fumeus (smoky shrew)
Lineage: Eukaryota; Metazoa; Chordata; Mammalia; Eulipotyphla; Soricidae
Gene: RNF182
Product: ring finger protein 182
Exons: 1
Coding region: 23-775 (250 amino acids)
Source: RefSeq, a predicted model, not a curated record
CCCCCACCCCCACCCCCACCCGAUGCUGGAGAUGGCCAGUCAACCUCUGGAGGACGGCGCCGAGUCCCAGGUGCCCGACGAGCUGGAGUGUAAGAUCUGCUACAACCGCUACAACCUGAAGCAGCGGAAGCCCAAGGUGCUGGAGUGUUGCCACCGGGUGUGCGCCAAAUGCCUCUACAAGAUCCUGGACUUCGGGGACUCCCCGCCGGGCGUCAUCGUCUGUCCCUUCUGCCGCUUCGAGACCUGCCUGCCGGAUGACGAGGUCAGCAGCCUACCCGACGACAACAACAUCCUGGUCAACUUGACUUGCGGGGCCAAGGGCAAGAAGGGCCUGCCCGAGAACCCCACCGAGCUGCUGCUCACCCCCAAGCGGCUGGCCUCGCUGGUCAGCCCCUCGCACACGUCGUCCAACUGCCUGGUCAUCACUAUCAUGGAAGUGCAGCGGGAGAGCUCCCCGUCCCUGAGCUCCACGCCUGUCGUGGAGUUCUACCGGCCGGCCAGCUUCGACUCGGUCACCACCGUGUCGCACAACUGGACCGUGUGGAACUGCACGUCGCUGCUCUUCCAGACGUCCCUGCGGGUGCUGGUGUGGCUGCUGGGCCUGCUCUACUUCAGCUCCUUACCGCUGGGCAUCUACCUGCUGGUGUCCAAGAAGGUCACCCUGGGGGUGGUCUUCGUCAGCCUGGUCCCUUCCAGCCUGGUGAUUCUCAUGGUGUACGGCUUCUGCCAGUGUGUGUGCCACGAGUUUCUGGACUGCAUGGCACCUUCUUCUUAGCUGGCAGGUGAA